Messenger RNA from Closterium sp. Naga37s-1, 384 nucleotides. NCBI's taxonomy places the organism in Eukaryota, Viridiplantae, Streptophyta, Zygnematophyceae, Desmidiales, Closteriaceae. The record is from the annotation of a GenBank genome assembly.
AUGACGGCGUGCCAGCGCGUGUACGGCAUGAAGCCAGCAGUGUCCGGGAUUAUCGGCACCACAAUGGAGAGGUCGUGGGCGUAUAAGACAUCCUACGCGUUCCUCGCGACGGGCCUCCCCUCCGCGCCGAGCAGCCAGGCGGUAGUCGCGGGCUUCCCGUGCGACCUGCUCUCGCCGCCCACGACGGUGCUCGACCUGCCCGGCACGUGGCAGCAGAUGCCGUACAAGCGCGGCGUCGCGUGGCAGCUCACGGGUAACGUGGCGAGCAGCGCGAUCGUAACGGCGUUUCAGAACCAAAAGAGCCGAGCGAAACGGUCGAGAGUGAAGAUAUACGCGAUGGUGAAUGUGAACGGCACGGUGCUGUACGGUGAAAUGGACGGGUAG